CUAGUAGUGAGGCUCGGUGCUCUGGUGAAAAUUGCUGUUAAUUCUAAUGGACUCCUCUACUUUCCUCUACGAUGUCCCUCCGUUCAUUAUCGAGCGGUUUUGUAAAAUCAUGGACAUCGGAGAUGACAGGUUCGGCUGGCGUGGACUAGCCACCCGCAUUGCCCCUAGCUGGUCAGAGGUGCGCGUGAUGGAGCGUCUGGAGGCAGUGGGACGGAGUCCCACCAGUGAACUUCUGUGGUCCUGGGCCCAGCAGAACAAAAGGGUGCAGGACCUGAUCAGUGUGCUGCAGGACAUGGGCCAUUGCAGGGCAUUGAAGCUCUUCCUGGAUCAGGAGUCAUCUCCGGCCUCCAUUGAUGAACUGCCAGACUGUGCAGGAAAGAACUCACCACUUAAUUUGCACAAGGAGUCCUUCCACUCAAACAAGAGUCCUUCAAGUCCAUCAUCAAGUGAUGGUAACAUUGCUGGCCUGACAACAGAGGGGUGCAAGCAACAUACAAUCACUUUCCAAGACAUCAUCAAAGGAAGCAAAAAUUUUCAUCAUGACAUGAAAAUUGCUGGGGGCCACUUUUCAGAUGUAUACAGAGCACAAACCGGCCAUAAAACCUUUGCAGUGAAGCUUUUUAAACAGGUAAAUACAGCAUCUUGGAAGAAGCUAUGGGAUAUGUUUAGAAGAGAGGUGGAAGUCCAUCAGUUGUACAAGCAUCCAAACAUCUUAGAGUUGUUGGGCUGCUUCUCUGAGAGGGGCCAAUACUGCCUGGUCUAUCCCUACCUCCCCAACGGCUCUCUCUACCACAGACUACACUAUCAGGAUGUCGAUCCUCCUUUGUCCUGGUCUGAGCGUCUCGUCAUCAUCAAGGGCACUGCAAAGGCCUUGCAUCACCUUCAUGCAGCCCUGCCCCAGCCAGUCAUCUGUGGCAACAUUUCCAGUGCAAACAUCUUCCUGGAUGAAGGCCUGCAACCAAAGCUGUCUGAUGUUGGGUUGGCUUGUCUCCGGCCUCAGUCAACCAAUCAGAGCUGUACCAUCACUCUGGAUCUGAAUUUCCACAGCAACCUGGGAUACCUGCCCGAAGAAUACAUCCGAGAUGGCAAGCUGUUCUUCAGUGUGGAUGUAUACAGCUUUGGAAUGCUUAUAAUGGAAACAGUAACAGGACGCAAAGUUAUAGAGGAAACACCCAAACACACACUGCUGAGGGAUGUCCUGGCCGCUGAGGUGGAGAACAGUGGAAGUGUGGAUUCAUGUCUACAGUUUGUGGAUGCAGCUGGGCAGUGGCCAGCUGGCAUGGCCCUCACCCUGUUGGGCUUGGCCCUGGACAGUACUGCCAGCCGCCAGCGCACCAGACCCAAUACGGAGACACUGCUGCAGGUGUUAAGUCAGCUGCUUCCUGCGCCUAGCUGCCCUCGUGGUGACCAACCUGACAUUCUGGAUGGUGGAGCCCUAUCCAAUAACCAACCCCAAAGUCUGCAUGAUGAAGGCCUAUCCAAUAACCAACCCCAAAGUCUGCAUGAUGACGCCCUGUCCAAUGUCCAGCACCUCAGUCUGGAUGAUAGACCCCUCCCCGAUGCCCAGCUAAGACCCUUGCCCUCCAUAGCUGUAGAGAAUGAUGAACAGCACAACUCUGUCUGUAGCCCCACAGCCACUCCAGGCCAGACAAGGCCCUGUGAAUGCAGCCAGUCGGAGGUGACCUUCCUCAGUAGCUCUGCAGAUCUGCGUGGCGAGGGAGCUGAAGUUGACUUGUACAGCAGCUGGCCUGUACAGUGUAGCUGCCCAGCUGAGGCAGACGGAGUUGCCUGUGAGGAUUGUAGGGCCAAUGGCUUCUCUUCCAACCUCUCAGACAUACCUCCUACUGACAUUAUGGUGGUGGAAAACCCUGCAAAGCAGAGACUGAGGAACAAGCUCAGGCAGUACAACAAAGGCCUGCUCCAGACAGAGGAGCUCCUCUCUAUGACAGGAUAGCAACAGUGAGGAAGGAUCUGCAAACCCAACUUCCUGUUACUGACAUCACUGCAUAUAUUAUGAGUCGACACUGUGGGCUUGUCACUGUGAGACAAAUUGAAAUGAUAGUGGUCUGUGUAUAGAUGUUUGGAAUGCUAAUUCUCUGUAGAAU
Myripristis murdjan (pinecone soldierfish) is the source of this 2105-nucleotide messenger RNA. It is a transcript of the gene irak3, whose product is annotated as interleukin-1 receptor-associated kinase 3. The record is from RefSeq and is a predicted model, not a curated record. Gene Ontology annotation, cellular component: plasma membrane. Lineage: Eukaryota; Metazoa; Chordata; Actinopteri; Holocentriformes; Holocentridae. The transcript has 13 exons. Gene Ontology annotation, biological process: signal transduction; protein phosphorylation. Gene Ontology annotation, molecular function: protein kinase activity; protein binding; ATP binding. Bases 47 to 1954 code for a protein of 635 amino acids.